AUGAAAUUGCCCUUUGCUUCACAGCAAAACAAUCUCUCUUCUCCUGAAGUAAAGCACCAAAUAAUCAGUGGUGGUGUUGGUGGUGGUGGAACUGGUAGAUACGAGCCCAAAUUGGUUCUUGAUAUUUGCCGGAGUUUGCCUGGUAAGACGUCGGAGUUUGAUUCGGGUGAUCAUAAUAGCAUUGUGUUAUCGUCGUCGGAGGAUCCGUUGCGAUCGGAUAAUUACGAACAUGGAAUCGUGAAUCAGUUUGAAGAAUGGGAUUCUCUCAUGAAAGAAUUAGGUCUUAAUGAUGAUUCUGCAAAAUCUGCUUACCUCCCUGAACUCCCCGACCUUCCGCCGAUUCAAUCUGAGGUGACUGCUCCGACCAUGUCCCUGUUCUUAAACCCGGAUUUUGAGAAUCCAAACACGAACACGAACCCUAACUCGCUUGAUUUCACGAACCAGUAUAAUAUUGAUAAUAGAACAGGGUUUGAUUUCGUCGAUGAUAUAAUCCGGAUUGCUGAGUGCUUUGAAACUCAAUCUCUCCACCUGGCGCAGGUGAUAUUGGCGCGGCUCAAUCAGCGGCUUCCUUCUCCAAACGGAAAACCUCUCCAGCGUGCUGCUUUCUACUUCAAAGAAGCGAUUCAGUCUCUGAUCUCCGGGUCAAGUCGAUUGACUCAGUCAUCUUCCUCUUCUGAAAUUGUACAAACAAUUAAAGCUUACAAGACGUUCAUCGCCGUCUCCCCGAUCCCGAUGUUUUCCAGCUUCACCGCCAAUCAAGCUAUCCUGGAGGUGGUUGACGGUGCGAUGAUCAUCCACGUCAUCGAUUUUGAUAUCGGAAUCGGCGGUCAUUGGGCUUCGUUCAUGAAAGAGAUCUCCGAGAAAUCGGAAUCACGGAAGGUUAACUCGCCAGCGUUCAGAAUCACAGCCGUUGUUCCUGAAGAGUACGAAACCGAAUCGAGAUUGAUCAGAGAUAAUCUACUUCAUGGACGGAGAGAAGACUGCUGUUCUAUUAACUCCAACGAUCUUCCAACGAAUCGGCACUGGUUUCAUCAACGAUCUCCGACGAAUAUCUCCUCAAGUAAUAGUUCACGUAGACGGAGAGAAGGAUUGACGGGAGACGGAACGUCGUCCUUCCGUCAGUCGGUGAUCGAGGGUUUAGAACUUUAUUCGACGAUAUUAGAAUCAUUGGAAGCAGCGAACGUUGGUAUCGGAGUAGGAGCUGGUGACUGGUUACGGAAGAUUGAGAUAUGCGUGUUGCUCCCGAAGAUAAUAGCAGCGGUGGGGGCGGCAGGCCGCCAUGUGACGCCGUGGAGGGAGGCGUUUGGUAGAGCCGGGUUGCGGCCGGUGGGGCAAAGUCAAUUUGCUGACUUUCAAGCGGAGUGUUUACUGAGGAGGUUACAAGUCAGGGGAUUCCACGUGGCGAAACAACAAGGGGAGAUGGUGCUUUGCUGGCAUGAUAGGCCCCUUGUUGCCACGUCAGCAUGGAAAUGUUAG
Lactuca virosa is the source of this 1476-nucleotide messenger RNA. The record is from the annotation of a GenBank genome assembly. Lineage: Eukaryota; Viridiplantae; Streptophyta; Magnoliopsida; Asterales; Asteraceae.